AUGUCGCUGCUGCCUCCCGAAGUCCACUCCGCCCUCUCUCAGCUGCUGAGCGGACUGAGCACUGCAGAUAACACAAUCCGGUCUCAGGCUGAGGAGCAGCUGAAUAAUGACUGGAUCCAAAACCGUCCCGAUGUCCUGUUAAUGGGCCUCGCGGAGCAGCUUGAGGGCGCAGAAAGUACUAUGACACGUUCGUUUGCGGCUGUUUUAUUCCGAAGAAUCGCAACCAAAACACGAAAAGAUCCCGUGACGAACGAGGCCAAAGAGCUUUUCUCAACUCUCAACCACGAGCAGAAGUUGAUUAUCCGGCAGAAGCUGGUCGCUUGCCUCACCAAUGAGUCUGCGAAUGACGUUCGGAGGAAGAUUGGAGACGCGGUGGCUGAGAUUGCAAGACAAUACACCGACAACGGCGAUCAAUGGCCGGAACUACUAGGUAUCCUGUUCCAGGCUAGUCAAUCCCCUGAAGCAGGUCUACGGGAGACCGCGUUCCGCAUUUUCUCAACUACCCCUAGUAUUAUCGAGAAGCCUCAUGAAGAUGCUGUGUUGGGCGUUUUCGGUAAGAAGAUCAAAGACGAAGUUGUGUCGGUAUGUAUCCAGCUCCUUGUUGCAAGCACUGGUUUUGACGACAUAUAG
Messenger RNA from Aspergillus calidoustus, 630 nucleotides. The record is from the annotation of a GenBank genome assembly. NCBI's taxonomy places the organism in Eukaryota, Fungi, Ascomycota, Eurotiomycetes, Eurotiales, Aspergillaceae.